AUGCGUGGCUUGGCGCAGGCUCUCCUGCUCGCGCCGGCCCUCGUCGGCGCUGCUCCGUCCAAGAUUGGUAUGGAAAAGGCCACCGAUGCCUCACCAUCAACCUUUGUCACCUUUGCCAUCCCACCGGGCUUCAACGAGGACCAGACCAAGCCCUACACCCUCCACUUGGAAGUCCUCGAGGCCCCUUCCCCCUGCGCCUACCCUAACAUCAAGAUCAAUGACAACGCCCUCUCCCAGGGCGGUCACACUCUCGGCCGCGGCACCUUUGCCGGCGACCACGACGGGUCGACCUUCAUCGCCUCCUGGUCCGCAACCUGCGCCGGCGACGAGCAGCUCCUCCGCUUCACCCUCGAGUCCCUCUCCGGCCGCACCCUCGCCUCCGAUCUCGCCUUUGUUGCUCGCUUCCGCCAGACCGCCCCCGCCGCCAUCAUCGAGGUCGCCGGCAACGUUCGCACUUCGGACGCCCACCCGCCUCCGCCCUCCCAGACGCUCCCCGAGUUCGAGGGACACCCUCCUCGCCCGGGCGACGACGAGGAUGGACUCCUCGAGGAUCCUCCUUUCCCCCCGCCGCCACAUCACCAUGUUGGCAACCACCCGGAUAACCACCCCGGCGAGCAGGGACAGCGUCCUCACCGCCGCCCUCACCACCCCGAGGAGCACCCCGAGCUCGAUGAGAAGGCCCUGGCGGAGCUUGACGACCUCGAGUGCAUGCGCCAUCAGCUCCACGCCUUGAAGCACGCCAUCCACGAGAAGGAAUCCCGCCUCGCCCAAGAAAACGGCAUCUUCCCUCCCAGCCACCGCGGCUUCCGCUCCUGCGACUCCUUGAAGUGCGUAAUCGACACCCUCAUGCACCGCGUCCGCGGAGGUGGUGGCCCCGGCUUCCACGGCAAGGGCCGUCACCCCGGAGGCAGAAGAGAAGGCCACCACCACGACCGUCGUCCCCACGGUCCUCCCCCUUCGUGCCCAGGCUUCCCCUUCCCCGGACACGGCGGCAACCACACCAAGGGAAACCACACCGAGCCCCCGCCACCUGGUCCCCCUCCUCCAGGCUUCUGCCACUGCCUGCCGCCCCCUCCCGAGGGUCCUCCCGAUGGACCCCCUGAGGAUGCCCCUGAGCCUCCCCCGAGAGGACCUCACCACGGCCCUCCUCCCCCGCCGUUCGACGAGCUUCCUCAUGGACCUCCUCACGACCACCACGGCCCACCGCCGCCUCCUCCCCCUCCUCCUUUUGACGGACCUCACGGACACCACGGCGGUCCUCCUCCUCCUCCCCCGCCUCCUCAUGAUGGCCCCGGUUCCCACGGUCACCACGGCCCUCCUCCUCCUCCCUUCGAUGGCCCUCACCACGGCGGUCCUCCCGGUCCCCCGGGCCCUCCACCCCCGGGACCCCCGCCCGACUUUGAGCAUGAGCACCCCCUUGACCACGAAGGCGACCACCGCGGCCCUCACGGUCACCACGGCCCCCCGGGAUUCCCCCCUCCUCCCCCAGGCCCUCACGGCGGCCCGCACGGAGGCCCACAUGGACCCCCUCACGGGCCCCCUCACCUCCCCCUCCCCGCCAAAAUCUCCGUCGCGGUCCUCCUCUUCAUCGGAAUCCUGGCCCUCCUCCGCGCCGGCAUCCUCUCCCGCUCCUCCUCCUCUAGAUCCUCCCGCCACAGCGACGAGUCCCGCGCAGAGCGCCGCGAACGCAAAAACUCCCGCCGCGCCCUCCGCCGCGACUACCGCGAAGCCCGCAAGGAAGCCUUCAAGGCCACCCUCACAGACUUCUGGUCCCGCAUGUUCACCACCGCUGGCACCACGGCAGGAGACGAGGAGAAGCAGGCGUUCAUGAGCAGCCGGCCCUCCAUCUCCGAGUCUGAGAGGGACUUUGAGACGAUGGAGAGCAUGACGGAUGAGAUUACCGAGUUCCGUAACGCUGCUACCCUUGUUUCGGAGAUGGUUGCUGCCGAGGAGCGGAGGCAGAGGAUGAGGGAGCAGCAGCAGCAGCAACAGCAACAGCAGCAGAUGCCGUGCCAGCACCAGCACCAGCACCACCUCAUGCCCUCCCACUUCCAGCGCCCCGCCAUCAUCACCCCUCCCUCCCCGACGACUGCGUUCGCAGAGUACAUGGGCGACGACGUGCUCCCCGCCUACGACGAGCACGCCGCGCCGUCGGUGAUCGUCUCGGACGGAUUCAGCAGCUACACGCCCGGGUCCAGCGACUAUACCCCCAGCGCGGGGUCGGAUACGGCGUCCAACAUUGAUGAUGUCCUGGGAGAGACCAAGAACUAG
This is a messenger RNA of Colletotrichum costaricense, 2271 nucleotides long. RefSeq lists its product as uncharacterized. The record is from RefSeq and is a predicted model, not a curated record. The transcript is spliced from 4 exons. Lineage: Eukaryota; Fungi; Ascomycota; Sordariomycetes; Glomerellales; Glomerellaceae. Bases 1 to 2271 code for a protein of 756 amino acids.